Leptosia nina is the source of this 2832-nucleotide messenger RNA. NCBI's taxonomy places the organism in Eukaryota, Metazoa, Arthropoda, Insecta, Lepidoptera, Pieridae. The record is from the annotation of a GenBank genome assembly.
AUGAAUAACCGGUUGUCCCGCGGUGGGUCUCUUUUUGGCGGAGAUCCCCAAACUCAACUCAGAACGGCGCUAAGAACAAAUGACUUCGCAACGUUUAAGAAGUUAGUAAGCUACGGCGCAGUGGAUCUCGAAUAUGUAUACCAAUAUCCCGAUUAUAAGACUUGUCUCGAACUCGCCGUGUCAGAGCCUAGCAAAAAAGAAUUCGUGAAACUUCUGUUACAACAUGAAGUCCAAGUUAAUCACCUUAAUGAAACACAUGGUGCAGCGCCCAUACAUUUUGCUGUUGAGAGCGGGAAUUUAGAUGCUUUAGCAUUACUCUUGGAAGACGACCGAAUCGAUGUUAAUAUUAAAUGCAAAGGUAAUACUGCUCUUCUACUGGCAAUUAAGCAAAUCCAAGAUUUAGACGAUGAUCGCGAAAGAGAAUUAGCAGUUUAUGAGGACAUGGUGGAACUACUAUUAAAAUCCGGAUGCAACGCAAAUGCUCCAGACCAAAAGGGCGUUACGCCAGUAUAUUCCGCUGCAAAACAGGGCCUCGAGAGAGUUAUAACGUAUAUAUUAGACUAUUCCACCGAACCGGUUGAUUUAGAUGCUUAUAAAGAUUUCAGAGGAAAAACUGCAAGAUACUUCCUACAAGAAGCUUUUCCACAUCUAGUAUCUAGAUUCGAUUCUAGUUCUGAAAUUGCUGAAUCCAUUGACCCUGAUAAAUUGUUUUCAUACCUCAGUAGACAUGAAGAAGAUAAUUUUGUUCGAGAUUUUAACAAGCUGGUAAAGAAAAAUGAACAUCGGUCAGUUCUAGCGGCUAGCAACGGUAUUCAUACCAUGUUACAACAAGCAACGGAUAAAGGUUUUGAAAAAGUAGUAUUUGUCUUAUUAAAUAAUGGAGCAGAUCCCAACGCUACUUGUUCGGGCAACACAGUGCGACCUGUAGCUAUCGCGUGUCAUAACGGAUACAAUCGAAUUCUCAAAUUGUACAUCGAUCACGAAUCAACAUUAUUCGAUUCUGUAAAUGGUGAAUCACUUUUACAAAUAACAAUAAAGGGUAUGCGUUCCGGUUCUAAAAGUCCAAAAGUCGAUUUUAAAAACUGCUUGGAGCUGUUAUUGAAACAUCCAAAAAUAAACACAGAUGUAAACCACCAAGAUAUAAAAGACAACACAGCUUUACAUUACGCUGCUAGAAAUGGAGAUACAGAUACUGUAUUGGACUUAUUAAGGAACGGAGCUUGUAUUGGACUUCGAAAUAAGUUCGACGAACCUCCCUUAGCAGACAUCAACGCUAAAACUCUAGAAACUUAUUUGGACGAAUGUAUUACAACGAACGGAGAACGACCAAGUGAUGACGACUAUGAAAUUCAUAUGAAAUACAGUUUCCUUGUGUAUCCGAAUAACUCUCUGGAAAAUGAAAUGAGUAAAAUACCUUUAAUGGAUAAAUCGAAUAACAACAUAGACAAGGAAUAUGAUACUAUUUUGGCCCCAGAAACUGAAGCACUUUUAUACAUGACUAGAAACGAAGAGCUUCGACCACUGUUAAAGCAUCCAGUCAUAACUAGUUUUCUAUAUCUAAAAUGGCAGAGAAUAAGCUGUCUGUUCUAUGCGAAUAUCACAUUUUAUUCUUUACUUUGGCUAUGUUUGAUGCUUUAUAUAAUUCUGGGCUAUGGAGUUGAGAAACAACAGCCAAAAUCCAUCGAAGCUUUAAAUGUUGUCACUCACAUUGGCGCUAGUAUUGGACUUAUUUUGUUAAUCAUUCGAGAAUUAUUCCAGCUUCUAGUAUCUCCUACACGGUAUCUUCAAAGUAUAGAAAACUGGAUGGAAAUUGCUUUGAUUUUUGUUACUGCUUGGAUAGUGUGCUAUGAUUCUGCACAAGAAUCGACGAAACAACAAUUAUCUGCAGUAGCGAUAUUACUCUCAUCUGCUGAGCUUGUCCUGCUCAUAGGACAAUUUCCUACACUAUCAACAAACAUAGUAAUGUUGAAGACAGUUUCUUGGAAUUUCUUUAAAUUCUUAUUAUGGUAUUGUAUUCUUAUAAUAGCGUUUGCUUUGAGCUUCUAUACCUUAUUCAGAAAAGACGUUGAAGAUGAACAAAAAGCGCCAAAUCCGAAUAUAGUGCCAGAGGAAGACGAAGAAGAAGAUUUCUUCGAAGAUCCUGGGAGAUCCCUAUUUAAAACGAUCGUUAUGUUAACGGGCGAAUUUGAUGCCAGUUCAAUUAAAUUUAGUACAUUCCCAGUUACGAGUCACAUAAUUUUUAUUGUAUUUGUUUUCAUGAUACCCAUUGUUUUGUUCAACUUAUUGAACGGUUUAGCUGUGAGCGAUACGCAGGAGAUAAGAGCGGAUGCUGAAUUAGUUGGGCAUAUAUCGAGAGUCAAACUCAUAUCAUAUUUUGAGAGUGUACUGAUAGGUAAAUCAUACACGAAGCCAAUGAAGUGUUGGUCGUGGUUUCCCCAAUAUAUUCAAGACCUGCACGUUAUCACUCCGAAAACGUUAUGCAUGAAACCGUUCGCUACGAGAAUAAGUCUGUUUCCUCAAUUUCUGCCUAAAUAUCGUAUAAUCGUGAAACCAAACCAAGAUAACAGAAUUGAAAUACCACACCCAGAGCCAACGGGAAAAUAUGGGGACGAUUAUGAAGAUAUUGAGAAUGGAAAGUGUUGUUUUGAACGCUGCCAAAUAUACAGAUUGGACAGAAAAAUCGUCAAAAAUGCAAAGGUAGUGAUAAGUAAAAAGUCAUAUGUUUCAGAGUUCGAUGAAAUAAAAGAAAAGCUUGCGCUGUGCGAAAGAAAAAUGGAAGGGCUUGAAACUACAUUAAAGAAAUUGUUGCAAGCUGUAGAAAAUAAGUACUAA